CAGAACGUAACGACAGGUGUUUCGUUUCAGCCCUGGUCAAAAACAACUAACAUGUUAGCCAAGCUGUCAACAACGCCUGGAGCGGACUCUUUGGAGCAGCGCAAGGAGAAGAUUGCUUUGCUCAUAAAACUGCAUGUGCAACACAUUCAGCAUAUUGUGAUUAUGAAGAGGCGACGCUCGCAGCAAAGAGCACAACGUCGCCUCCGCAUGCUACGCACAUUUUUCAUGCAACAAAUGAUGCAGCUACAGACCCAAUACGUGCAAAUGUUUACCUUGCUGCGGAAAAAACACUUGGCUCUUAGAGCAGCCGCUCCCACUCCUAUGCGGAUGGAGUUUCUAGAAGAGGCCAUGCAGAAUUAUGAUGACGAUAUGUUCCUGAACACAUUUCACGUGACACGACCCACCUUUAAGUGGCUCUGCACAAAGCUUACCCCAUCACUCAGUAAAGUUGGAGAACUGAAGAAAAGUCAAUUUCCGAUAUCGCCGCAGAAGUGCAUUGCUUUGGCCCUUUACUUUCUUGCCAGUGGAGAGCCCCUCUCGAUGAUAUCUGAGCGUUGUGGCUUGAUCAACAGGCGCAUAAUCAAGUGCAUCAAGAUAUUCUGCACUGUCUUAGUAAGAGGUCUUGGAAGGUAUUUGCAAUUGCUGCCACAAACCGUUGAAGAUUGUGAUAAUGUAGUGGCCGGUUUCCAAAGGGAAAGCAAUAUGCCGCCAGCUCUCGUUGGUAUCUUGGGCGUUUGCAUUGUAGAGAAGCGCCAGACCCCAGGCACGCUGCUUCGCAUGGAGUAUCUGCUCGAUGAUCGAAUGAAUUUUCGUGAGCUUCAGCUGAGCUCUGGUAGUAGAAUGCCACCAUCUCCUAUGUACAGCCAGCCUCCCAAUGCACUCACACGCCUGCCACGCCGUUGCAUCAAUGAGCAUAUGGUGUCACCUUUUGUGUUGGCGCCCCUCAACCAAAAGUUCCCGCUACGCCCAUGGCUGCUACAGCGCUAUCAGAACCCGUCAGCUCCAUACGAAUACCAUUUCAACGAAGUGGCCGAGCACCUACACGAGCUCAGCGACUGUGCGCUCCAUAGGUUGGCGUCUCGCUGGCGUUUCCUUAGCGAACCUUUGGAUAUCUGUUUUGGAACCGCCUUUACUGUAAUUACAGGCGCCUGUGUGCUGCAUAACAUGCUGGAGGAAAUGGGCGAGCCCCAUAUGCUAGAAUGGGGAAACACCGUUGAUGUGACCAGGAUGAAACCAAUGCCUUUCAUCCCCCAAACGGAUACCAGUGAAGAAGCUGAACAAGCGCGAGAUGUCCGCGAUUUUCUGGCACGCACCAUUAGGUCGACCCCAACAGAAAUAUGAUACGGCUUAAAUAUAAUUUAAGAAAUAAAAUGCCAGGUUUUUUACAUUU
This is a messenger RNA of Scaptodrosophila lebanonensis, 1390 nucleotides long. RefSeq lists its product as uncharacterized. Lineage: Eukaryota; Metazoa; Arthropoda; Insecta; Diptera; Drosophilidae. The record is from RefSeq and is a predicted model, not a curated record. Bases 52 to 1341 code for a protein of 429 amino acids. The transcript is spliced from 2 exons.